AUGGCGCAAAUACCGCUAUCGUUCUUCGACAAUGACACGAAAAAUAUGUUAAAUACAUUGAAUAUUCGGCUCAAUGAUAUUGACUUGAAACUGAGCAUCGUCAUUGAGCUACUUGCAACCAGGCUUCCAGACCAAAGACUUACCUCAAUUUUUACAUCACCUCCUCAAACUGUUAUCUCGGAAGCCCCACCACAAUCCUUCACUCCAUCUGCUACAAACAGCACUUCUGAGAAAACUAGCUCAUUGAAGAUUCAGACGGAGCUCAAAGAGGAUUCUGACGGAGAUUUGGAUAUGGAAGGAGAGGAAGACACCGAAGAAAUGUUCGAAAAUGAAAGUCAGCCAAGUCAGCGCAACGCGUCGCCAAAAGAGACUGAAGACGAGAAGGUUAUGCUAGAUGGACCAUUCCCAGAAGGAGCUGUCAAACGUGCAGCUGAGAAGGCCGCUCGCAGUUUCCAAAGCACCCAGCCAAAGGUGUUUGCGUGGCAAAUUCUUCGCGAGUCAGUCACUGAUGAUGAACUUCGCAACGUGCAAAUCUCAUUGAGAACUUUCCAUGGAGAAACCGCUGAUCAUCUAUUAAGUCGACAAUUACCCAAGAUUCGCCUUGUUGUCGAGGCCACCAUGCGUUACUUCAAAUGGGACAUGCUUUCAGCGGAGAGUCAAUUAAGCAAAGCAAAGCUUAUUUUGAGCCAUCUCAAGAAUAAUGCAAAGGUUCGCAAUUGGACAUUGAGAGAGGGGCGUCCGAAUAGAGUUGCUCCUAGUACUCCACCAAUGAGUAUGGACAUGAUUUGGAAGCGUUAUGUCGCGCUUCUUGGGCCUGCCGGACUCGCUGCAGCUGGAAUGCUACCAAAUGGCUUGAAUCAAGCCAUGUGCAACAACACUCAAGGAACUGCUGUUCCUCAAAUCGACCCAUCUCUCUUCAAAGUGGAAUCAUCAUAA
Messenger RNA from Caenorhabditis bovis, 936 nucleotides. The record is from the annotation of a GenBank genome assembly. NCBI's taxonomy places the organism in Eukaryota, Metazoa, Nematoda, Chromadorea, Rhabditida, Rhabditidae.